This is a messenger RNA of Archocentrus centrarchus (flier cichlid), 3957 nucleotides long. RefSeq lists its product as uncharacterized. Bases 139 to 2703 code for a protein of 854 amino acids. Gene Ontology annotation, biological process: DNA integration. NCBI's taxonomy places the organism in Eukaryota, Metazoa, Chordata, Actinopteri, Cichliformes, Cichlidae. The record is from RefSeq and is a predicted model, not a curated record. Gene Ontology annotation, molecular function: nucleic acid binding. The transcript is spliced from 2 exons.
UUGUUUGGAGCAGCCUCAUCUCCUGGCUGUGCCAAUUUUGGACUAAAACAUCUCGCAACUGAAGGACGAGGUCAGUUCAGUGAGCAAACUAUACAUUUCAUUCAGAGGGAUUUCUAUGUUGAUGAUGGUUUGACAAGCAUGCAAACAGAAGAGGAGGCCAUUCAGCUGGUCAGGGAAUCAAGAGAACUUUGCAGUACUGGGAGUUUAAGACUGCAUAAGUUUGUCUCUAAUAGCGAGAAAGUGAUGGAAACCAUUCCAGAAGAAGAGCGUGCCACACGCAAGGAUUUCAAUUUGGCCUUGGCUCUGCCCCAUAUGGAAAGAGCUCUUGGAGUGGAGUGGUGUAUCACAUCUGACUCAUUCAAGUUCAGAGUUCAAGUGAAACUCAACCCACUAACAAGAAGAGGUGUACUCUCUACCGUGGCUGCUGUUUAUGACCCCCUUGGAUUCAUUGCACCCUUCAUCCUUCUUGGGAAACAAAUACUUCAACAAAUGUGCAGAGAAAGGAUCGGCUGGGAUGAGGAGCUUCCAGAAGGCCUAAAAUCUCGAUGGGAAUCCUGGAUCAGAGACCUUCCUAAUCUGGCUGAAAUGCAAAUCAGGAGAAGCUUCUUACUUUCAGAUUUUGGGAAGGUCAGAUAUUUUGAACUUCACCAUUUUUCCGACGCAAGUGUUGGGGGGUAUGGAGUGUGUACUUACCUGCGAGCCAUCAGUGAACUCGAUAAUGUUCAUUGCACUCUGGUAAUGGGGAAAUCACGAGUUUCUCCAACCAACGUCACCACAAUUCCAAGACUUGAGCUCGCUGCAGCUGUUGUUGCAGUUCGAAUUAGUGACAUGCUACGGAGUGAGCUAGAAAUCCAGGAGCUCCAGGAGUUCUUCUGGACAGAUUCCACUGUAGUUCUGGGCUACAUAAACAAUGAUGCCAGAAGGUUUCAUGUGUAUGUAGCAAACCGCAUACAGAGGAUCAAGUCAAGUACAGAAUCAAAACAAUGGGCUUAUGUUGCUUCAGAGGACAAUCCAGCCGAUUAUGCCUCUCGAGGUUUGACUGCAGAGCAGUUGAAGACCUCAAAUUGGUUUACAGGUCCAAUUUUUCUCUGGAAGAGGGAAUUACCUUGUAGAGAAUACAAGGUGGGCGAGGUCAAGGAGGAUGAUCCUGAACUCCGCAAGGUUGUGUGUAACACUAAGUCGAAAGAAAACCGGUCGUCAUUGGAUCGCUUUGAGAAAUUCUCUGACUGGUCAAGAUUAAUAAGAGCAGUGGCCAGAUUGAAACGAUACAUUAGAAUACACAAAGGUAUUCAGCAAGGAACAAAUGGCAGCACAAGCUUAGAGGAGAGGAAACAAGCAGAAUUUACUGUUGUCAAACUCGUUCAGGAAGAAACAUUUGCAGAUGAGAUCCAGAGCUUGAAGCAAGGGAAAACAGCUAAAACCAGUAAGUUGUCCAAGUUAAGUCCAUUUUUGGAUGAAGAAGGUAUCCUGAGGGUGGGAGGACGUUUAAGUCAAACUGCGUUACACCCACAUGUAAAGCAUCCGGCAAUACUUACGAAAACCAGCCAUAUAUCGACUUUACUCAUCAAGCACUUUCACGAGGAAAUGCAUCAUCAAGGACGUGGAAUGACAAUGAAUGAACUGCGAGCAAAUGGAUGGUGGAUCCUGAGAUGCAGCAGUGCAGUGUCUUCACAUGUUUUCAAAUGUGUAAAAUGCAGAAAGUACAGAAGAGGUACUGAAGAACAAAGAAUGGGUGAUUUGCCAAAAGAUAGAACAGAAACAGCUCCACCUUUCACCUACGUUGGCAUAGACUGCUUUGGUCCAAUCUAUAUUAGAGAGGGAAGGAAAGAUCUCAAAAGAUAUGGUCUUUUGUUUACAUGUUUAUGUUCAAGAGCCAUACAUAUAGAAGUAGUUGAUGACAUGACCACUGAUGCAUUUAUCAAUGCUUUAAGAGGGUUCAUUGCCAUAAGAGGGAAUGUUCGACAGCUGAGAUGUGACCAAGGAACCAAUUUUGUUGGUGCUAAAAGGGAGUUUACAGAACUAAUCAAAGGAAUGGAUCAAGACAGAGUCAAAGCUCUAGGAUGUGAAUUUCUUAUGAACCCUCCAACAGCAAGUCACAUGGGAGGUGCCUGGGAGCGCCAGAUAAGGACCAUAAGAAGUGUCCUUACUGCGAUUCUUGAUCAGUCAUCACAAAGGCUUGACUGCACCUCUUUAAGGACAUUUCUUUAUGAGGUCAUGGCUAUAAUCAACAGCAGACCACUCACAACUGAACACUUGAAUGACCCAUCAGGACCUGAACCUUUAACUCCGAACCACAUCUUGACCAUGAAAUCCAGAAUCAUUCUACCCCCCCCUGGAGAGUUUGUCAGAGAGGAUCUUUAUCUUCAGAAGAGGUGGCGUAGAGUGCAGUAUUUGGCCAAUGUAUUUUGGACUCGGUGGAAGAAAGAAUACCUUCUAAAUUUACAAGAGCGGCAAAAGUGGCGUACACAUAGACGAAACUUGAAGGUCAAUGACAUCGUCCUGCUACAAGAUGAGCUGGCACCACGCAAUGAAUGGAGAAUGGCUAGAGUCACUGAGGUUUAUCCAGGGUCAGAUAAUAGGGUGAGGAAAGUAAAGUUGCUGGUUAGUAAUACCACACAUGACAAAGGGCUAAAACCCACAGCUAAAACUGUCUUUCUUGAGAGACCCAUUCAUAAAGUAGUAACACUGCUAGAGGCUGAGUAGUUACUUGCUGGAAGAUACUUAAAGUUGUAAAGGGCAUUCCUUGUUAAUAAGUUGAAGUAUUGUUGGCAAUGAGUAUUCUGUGUAAAGAAAUCCCACAUCAAGGUUUGUGUAAUUUGGUGGGAGUGUAACUGUAGCUGUAAUGAUAUUGUUAAUAUAAUUUAGAUAAUUUAUUUUGCUUGUUUAAAUCACAAUUGGCAAUUACGUAAGUGGCAUUUUAUAUUUAUGUUCUUUAUUUCAAGUUAUGGUGCCUUUAUUUUGAAGGUCAAGCUCACUUUGACGGUUCCGCUAGCAUGUGUGAGUGAGCGGAGGCACGAAGAGAAGCAAGAAGCGAGCGUGAGCAAGCAAUGCGCUCGGCAGAAAGUUAAGCUACGUGAAUGAACCAUAAUCGGACACUUACGUGAAAGACUGGGAAGAAUGUCAACUAAUUCCCUUUUUUGCAGCAUGCAGCCAACGAGGACUUUCCGAUGGCUGAGCUGAGAGUUUACGUCUCUCUUGCGGUCUGUCUUUUUCUGGCUCAUCGAACCGCUGCCAGAAACGAUGCUCCCUGCCAGCUCUCCACUUUCAAAAGAGGCUUCAAAACCUUCAUGGACCGCCACGUUCGCCCUGGAACUCCUACAAGCCUCAAUCAGGACGAUUGGUGGAGUUACCUUAAAACUAUCGGGGACUGUAGCAGACCCACACAGUCCUUCCUCGAUCCAAAGGAAUUGGACAGGGUGAAGGCUGUGUGCUCAAAUAAAGGGGGGAAGACAUACAAGGAUAACCUGUGCAUCAGCCAGCAGCCUUUCACUUUUGUCACAGUGAGAAGUGUUCAGGGGACUUGUGGGAUCAAAAGUGUCCGAAAGGAAACCAAACACCUGAUCCUGGCCUGUGAACUGCUGGACAAUGAGUGUGUGCCGGUCCAUUUUGAGGGAAAUCCUAGCGACGUGACGCCUGAUAACAGUGCCAAAGCCUGCCAGGACCCCAGGAUAGACAGUCAUGCUCCCAGCCUGAAAAUGACACGGCUCUGGUUGUUGUUUGCUUUGUUUUUCGUUGUUGCCUUUUUUUAAAUUGAUGAACUAAAUGUUAUGGAUUUGUCUUUUUUGUUUGUUUUUUUUUUUUAUCAGAGGGCAUUUCAUUUGAGGUUUUUGAUUUUAAAUCUGUAUUGAAACACAAAUACAGCACAAAAAACAUCUGUAACUUUUUAAAAUUUCUAUUGUUUAAAGAUGUAUCUUUGUAACAUAUGUUAGUGCUUUUUAUACAGAUUUACUGCACAUA